AUGGCUUCCAACGGCGUUGAUCAGAACGGCUCUGCAAGCAGUCACACCCCGUCGCAGCGGUACUUGAGCACUCGAGGCGAGGACGAGGGUUUCUCUUUCGAGGAAGUCGUCCUCAAAGGUCUGGCCAACGAUGGCGGUCUCUACAUCCCCGAGUCGAUCCCCACACCGCAAUCAUGGGAAAGCUGGAAGGAUCUCAGUUUCCCGGAACUGGCCUACGAGAUUCUCUCCCUUUACAUCUCCCCUUCGGAGAUCCCUCCAGCGGACCUGAAAGAUAUCAUCGAUCGCAGUUACUCCACCUUCCGAUCCCCCCAGACCACGCCUCUGGUUCAUCUCCACGACGACCUCUACCUUCUCGAACUAUUCCACGGCCCAACUUUCGCGUUCAAAGAUGUCGCACUCCAGUUUCUUGGCAACCUCUUCGAGUACUUUCUGGUGAGGAAGAACCAAGGAAAGACUGGCCGUGAGCGUCAUCAUCUUACUGUCGUUGGCGCAACGAGCGGUGACACCGGAUCGGCUGCCAUCUACGGUCUCCGAGGCAAGAAGGAUGUUUCUGUGUUCAUAUUGCACCCCAAGGGUCGCGUCAGCCCGAUCCAGGAGGCACAGAUGACCACUGUUCUUGACAACAAUGUGCACAAUCUUGCCGUGACAGGAACCUUUGAUGAUUGCCAGAUGCAGGACAUUGUGAAAGCACUCUUUGCCGAUAAAGACGCCAACGAGAACUUGAACCUAGGUGCCGUCAAUUCCAUCAACUGGGCCCGUAUCCUCGCACAAAUCGUCUACUACUUCCACUCGUACUUUUCACUUGCCAAGAAGUCCUCUACCUUCAAGGUGGGCGACAAGGUUCGCUUCGUCGUGCCAACAGGUAACUUUGGCGACGUUCUUGCUGGCUACUUUGCCCUGCGCAUGGGCCUCCCCAUAGAAAAGUUGGUCAUCUCUACGAACGAAAAUGACAUUCUGGAUCGCUUCUGGAAGACUGGGAAAUACGAGAAGAAGAAGGCUCGCGGGGCAGACGCUGUGGGUGGGCUUGCUGUGGACGGCGCAAUGGCCCAUCCUGAUGGUGUCAAGGAGACUUUGAGCCCGGCCAUGGACAUUCUCGUCUCCAGCAACUUUGAGCGACUGCUGUGGUUCUUGGCGUAUGAGUUUGCCAAGACUGCCAAUAUGGAUGACCAAUGGAACAAGAGACAGGCCGGCCAGGAAGUCAGCAAGUGGCUGAAAGAGCUCAAGGCAACAGGCGCAUUUGGCCCUGUGUACCAGGAUGUUCUCAAGACGGCCAAGCGCGACUUUGACAGCGAGCGUGUCACUGACCCAGAGACCAUUGAGACCAUCCAGAACACCUUCAAGGAUAUCGGAUAUGUGCUUGAUCCGCACACUUCGGUCGGUGUUACGGCUGCCCACCGCUCUUUGGAUUCGGAGGACGGCAAGGCCCACCCCCAUAUUGCCUUAUCCACGGCGCAUCCAGCCAAGUUCUCGGGGGCUGUUGAUAUGGCUCUACGUGGUGAAGAGGGGUUCAAUUUUGAGAAGAACGUCCUGCCAAAAGAGUUUGUUGGUUUGGAGCAGAGGGAGAAGCGUGUGACCGACUCGGAGAAUGAUUGGGCCAAGGUUCGCGAGCUGGUCAAGCUGCAGGUCGAGCAGGAGCUCAAAGAGAGUAAUUAG
Messenger RNA from Emericellopsis cladophorae, 1653 nucleotides. RefSeq names its product Threonine synthase-like protein. NCBI's taxonomy places the organism in Eukaryota, Fungi, Ascomycota, Sordariomycetes, Hypocreales, Bionectriaceae. The transcript is spliced from 4 exons. The record is from RefSeq and is a predicted model, not a curated record. Gene Ontology annotation, biological process: L-threonine biosynthetic process. The coding region runs from base 1 to 1653 and encodes 550 amino acids. Gene Ontology annotation, molecular function: threonine synthase activity; pyridoxal phosphate binding.